AGUGAGAUGUUUAACCUUGUUUGGAUUAAAGGUAUAGAUUGCAUAUCUGUCUGUGUGUAGUUCGGGUGAUUGAUGCACAAGCAGAGUUUUUAGAAUAUCGACAUUGGUCUUUGUAAUAAGAUAGCAUGGCAGUACCAGGAAAGCGGAAACAAGAGAUGCAAAUGAAAGAUAGUAUCGGCAAAGCUUCUGACGAGGACUACGGUAUUCCAUGUCAACCUUGUCUGUUUGAGGGGAAUAAUGUAGCCGCUGUGGGAUACUGUCAAGUCUGUGAUGAAUAUAUUUGCAAUACAUGUUUAAGCGUGCAUCGCAAACAGUCUGCUACUAGGAACCAUGCCAUUCUCGAGAAAGACAAUAUGCCAAAAGGUGAUGGUCAAGGCAAACAAAAUUUCUCCGAACCGUGUAAAGUUCAUGUAAAGGAAAUUGUUAAAUUCUACUGCGAAGGCCAUGAUGUUGUUGGAUGUGGGGAUUGUAUGAUCCUGGACCACAAAGCUUGUAAAGUGGAUCUUGUUGCAGAUUUAUCCGCUCGCUAUAUUGGUGGACAAAAGCAAAAAGAAAUCGAUGAACAACUGGCCCAUUGUGUGAAUAAAAUUCACGAGGCUAAAACUUCACUGAAGUCGACGGAGGAUAAAAUUGCUGAGUGCCACGUUCAGAUUAUGACAGACAUGAAAGAAUUUAGAAAAAAUAUCAAUGUCUACUUAGAUAAAAUGGAAGAGAAUGUCCUCAAAGAAUGGACAGAAAUAAAGAAACAACAUAAAAACAAAACGGUUGAAAUGGAAAAUCUGUUAAAGUCCAUAGAAAAUGAAAUAACGGAGAUAAAUCACAAAAGGAGCAUUUAUGCAGAGGAAAGUAACGCACUUUUUAUUACCGAUCAUAUUGCCAAAGCAAAGCUAGAGGACCUAGAGAUCGUGCUACAGAAAGCACAUUUGGAAAAUACCAUUAUCACUUCCUAUGGAUUCCAAGAGAACGAAGAUGUCAACCAUUUGUUACAGUCCCUCUCUCCUAUAGGAACUGUUACAUCCACAAAGACAGACGAAACCGAUAAUAUCAUGGAGAAAGAGGCCAAGUUUAUUAAAACCACUGAGCUUCAAGGGAGUCGAAUUACAGGAUCGGUCAUCUUCCAGCCUGGUCAGCUUGCAGUUGUUGAUAAUCUGUCUAAAAGUGUACAACUAUUAGAUACGAGUAGCUGCAAAGCUAUUGCCUUUUUGCGACUGGAACACCAACCCUGGGAUGUCGCCCUCUUCAAACACAAUGAAAUAGCAAUAACAAUCCCAGGAACAAAGAAAAUUCACUUUAUUUCUAAACAAGGUGGAGUGUUAAAAGAAAGGAGGACCUGUGAUGUUGAAGGGGAAUGUUUUGGCAUUACAAGUGUUGAUGAAAAGCUGAUUGUUUCUUUCUUAAACCCAAACAAAAUCGAGCUUCUGAACAAGGACUGUAUAGUGCUGAAGACGAUCGUGUCUGUUCAACGUGGGGUCGAUCUAUUUGGAAUGCCGAGAUACAUUGACCUUUGUCCUUCUACAAAUAAUAUUUAUGUUUCGGACUAUAAAUGUCACACUGUAACAAUAUUCACGCUAGAUGGUCAGUUUUUAACCAUUUACAAGGAAAAAGAGACACACUCCCCACAGGGUUUGGUUACUGUUUCAAAUGGAGCGUUCCUCGUGGCAAGUUAUGGAAGUACGAAUGUUAAGCUUAUUUCAGCAGACUUUGACAAGACAAAAGUUAUUUUGAAAGGAAGUGAUGGCUUGAAAUGGCCUCUAUCAAUAUGCUUUUCCAGAAAAGAAAACAAAUUGUUUAUCUGCAAUGACAAUGGAUGCAAGAUAGAUAUAUACAAGUUCAAAUGAGAUUUAUCAUACUACAUGUAUGUAAAUAGACGUAGCCAACCGUGGCUGCGAUCAUCGAAAUGCUCUGCUGUUUUGGUCACAAGAUUCACUGGUACGCUAAGCAACACAUUUGGACAGUGACUGUACAUAGACAACUACAUUUGCAUUACAAGUAAGCUGUAUACGUGUAUGCAUCAGGGACGAUGCUUCGGUCGUAUCACUUCCACAGAGACUAUAUUCGAUACAAAGAAAAUAUGAUGUAGCUGACAUACAAAACAUUUUAUACAUGUAUAUAAAUAGUUCUGCUGCUGAAGACAAGCAUUUUGCAGUUUUAUUAAUGCUUGCAGUUUUAACAAAUUUGGUACCUAAAAACUUACGUAAAACUUAGCUUCUUGAGUUUUAAGUAUACAUUCUUACACAAGUCCUAUCCAACUCUUGUCAGGUUUGCUGGAUAGUAUAGUAUGUGUAAAUGUGUAAAGAACUAAAACUAGCGGAGAAAAUAGUGUUUUAAAUUUUUACAUAUAAUAUAUGAACUUUACAGAUAUUAACUGGUCACCAGCUUUUCAAUUUUCAUUAUAACUUUCAGAUGAAACAUACACUUUUAUGUUCACGUGUAGACAAAUUUAAAGGCUGAAAUGAAACGUUAUUACUUAUGAUUCAUUUCAAAAAUACAAAUCAGUAAGUUCAGA
This is a messenger RNA of Mercenaria mercenaria, 2506 nucleotides long. RefSeq lists its product as uncharacterized. Gene Ontology annotation, biological process: positive regulation of DNA-templated transcription. Gene Ontology annotation, molecular function: ubiquitin-protein transferase activity. Gene Ontology annotation, cellular component: chromatin; nucleoplasm. The record is from RefSeq and is a predicted model, not a curated record. NCBI's taxonomy places the organism in Eukaryota, Metazoa, Mollusca, Bivalvia, Venerida, Veneridae. The coding region runs from base 126 to 1838 and encodes 570 amino acids. The transcript is spliced from 2 exons.